Molecule: messenger RNA, 2676 nt
Organism: Talaromyces stipitatus ATCC 10500
Lineage: Eukaryota; Fungi; Ascomycota; Eurotiomycetes; Eurotiales; Trichocomaceae
Product: 3-isopropylmalate dehydratase, putative
Exons: 4
Coding region: 136-2454 (772 amino acids)
Biological process (GO): L-leucine biosynthetic process
Cellular component (GO): 3-isopropylmalate dehydratase complex
Molecular function (GO): 3-isopropylmalate dehydratase activity; 4 iron, 4 sulfur cluster binding
Source: RefSeq, a predicted model, not a curated record
GCAACUCCUUAUAAUCAGGUUUUUCUUUGCUCUAUCGUAUCACUAUCUGGCUUACAGAGGCUUCAGAUAUUCAAUUUUGUCAAAUUUCAUUGUUUUUCAAUUGUUUUGUUCUGUUAAGAUACCAUUUCAGCAGCAAUGCCAGGCGCAGACAGAAGACCAAGGACCUUGUAUGACAAGGUCUUCGAAGACCACAUCGUAAACGAGCAAGAUGAUGGCACAAUUCUGCUAUAUAUUGACCGCCAUUUGGUUCACGAAGUCACAUCUCCACAAGCCUUCGAGGGAUUAACAAACGCUGGACGCAAAGUCCGUCGACCAGAUUGCACUCUGUCUACUGUUGACCACAACAUUCCCACGACCUCGAGGAAAACGUUCAAGAAUGCCGAGACCUUCGUUAAAGAGACAGAUUCACGCCUUCAAGUCAUGACCUUGGAAGAGAAUGUAAAGAAAUUCGGUUUGACAUACUUUGGUAUGGAUGACGACCGCCAGGGUAUCGUGCAUAUCAUUGGACCCGAACAAGGAUUUACCCUUCCCGGCACAACCGUCGUCUGCGGUGACAGUCACACUUCAACUCACGGCGCCUUCGGUGCUUUGGCAUUCGGUAUCGGUACCAGCGAGGUUGAGCAUGUGCUCGCUACACAAACACUUUUGACCAAACGUAGCAAAAACAUGCGCAUCCAGGUCGAUGGAGAGCUUUAUCCUGGAGUCAGCAGCAAGGACGUUGUCCUUCACAUCAUUGGAGUCAUCGGUACCGCCGGUGGUACUGGAUGUGUCAUUGAAUUCUGUGGAUCAGUCAUUCGUGGCUUGAGCAUGGAGGCUCGUAUGUCCAUCUGCAACAUGUCCAUCGAGGCUGGUGCUCGUGCCGGUAUGGUGGCCCCUGAUGAGAUCACUUUCGAAUAUCUCAAAGGUCGCCCUCUAGCACCCAAAUACGGAUCCGCUGAAUGGAAAAAGGCCGUCAACUACUGGACUAGCCUCCGGUCCGACGAGGGUGCCAAGUACGACUCGGAAGUCUUCAUUGACGCCAAGGACAUCAUUCCCACAGUAUCUUGGGGAACUUCACCACAAGACGUUUUACCAAUCACUGCAUCCGUCCCUUCUCCAGACGAUUUCAAGGAUGAAGUACGCAAGCUCAGCUGCAAGCGUGCGCUUGAGUAUAUGGGUCUUACUCCUGGAACACCUCUGAAGGAAGUCCCAGUUGACAAGGUCUUCAUUGGCUCGUGCACUAAUGCUCGUAUUGAGGAUUUGAGAGCUGCUGCUAAAGUUGUCGAGGGACGCAAGGUUGCGUCAAACAUCAAGAGUGCCAUGAUUGUGCCCGGUUCUGGACUUGUUAAGAAGCAAGCUGAGGCUGAGGGUCUUGACAAGGUUUUCAUUGAUGCCGGUUUUGACUGGCGUGAAGCCGGUUGCUCAAUGUGCUUGGGCAUGAACCCAGACAUUCUAUCUCCACGUGAACGAUGUGCCAGCACAUCAAAUCGUAACUUUGAGGGACGACAGGGUGCUCAUGGCCGAACUCACUUGAUGUCACCUACAAUGGCUGCUGCUGCUGCGAUUGUUGGCAAACUUGCCGAUGUGCGAGACUUGGUCCAGCCCAGUAUUUCCAGCCAAAAGUCCGCUGCUCCAGUCACCAUCCAGCCCGAAAUUGAGGACAUGGAUACCGAGAGCGACCUCGAGCGCAUUCUUGACAUUCCUGAAGACAAUGAGCCUCACGCAAACACUUCAGGUACUGGCUCUAGCGCUGGUCUGCCUAAAUUCACAGUCUUGAAGGGUAUCGCUGCCCCCAUGGACCGUGCAAAUAUCGACACCGAUGCUAUUAUUCCCAAGCAGUUCUUGAAGACGAUCAAGCGAACAGGUCUCGGAAGCGCACUUUUCUAUGAAUGGCGCUUCAACACCGAGACUGGCGAUGAGUUGCCAGAGUUCGUACUCAACAAGGAACCUUAUAGAAAUUCCAAGAUCCUUGUUGUGACAGGUCCAAACUUCGGUUGCGGCAGCUCUCGUGAACACGCACCCUGGGCUCUGUUGGAUUUCGGAAUCAAAUGCAUUAUCGCCCCUUCAUUCGCGGAUAUCUUCUUCAACAAUACAUUCAAAAACGGCAUGUUGCCCAUCCCUAUCACCGACGAAGCUGCUCUACAGAAGAUUGCCGCUGAGGCUCGUGCCGGCAAGGAAGUCGAAGUUGACCUUCCUAAUCAGGUCAUUCGCGAUGCCAAUGGCAAUGAACUAGCUCACUUCGACGUUGAUGCUUUCCGCAAGCACUGCUUGAUCAACGGUCUUGAUGACAUUGGUCUUACUCUUCAGAUGGAAGAUAAGAUUCGCGACUUCGAAAGGAAACGAACCAUCGACACUCCCUGGUUGGACGGAACUGGCUACCUCAAGCGUGAUCGUCGCGGCCCUAGAAAAGUGGAAGCUGCUCCGGUUCCCAAGACGAAUCGUGGUGAUGUCAAGACGGAACCACUCGAGUGGUAAAAAAUUUACGAUAUUUUUGUUCUCGCACCGUAUUACUAUGGUUUGUUGAUUCUCAAAUUUGGGUUGCGGGGUUGUUGUAUACAUGAAAACCACAAACUGGUUCAGCACUUUUAUAAUUAUGUCUUAUGAUUAUCGGCUAAAUUACGAUCUAACCUUAUGUGCCUGUUGCACGUAGAAUGCUGUCUUAUGAUAAUUAACAUAAUAUUGACGAGUCUUCCGUUG